GGCCCGUGGGUGGUGCAUUGUCUUCGGGUGUAGUGUCUCUGCAGUACGUUGCUAUUGGUCUGUGAGACAGACAGAAAAUUCCUGAACGCUCUCACGCAUCAGCCGGCGUAUCUACCGCAUGCUGCUGCUCAGCUUCAUGGAACAAGAACAAGGGUGGAUCACCGUCCGCUAACUAAAGCCCACUGUAGCUGCUGCUGUCACUUUUAGCACUGACCUAAAUUGUUGUUCUUCCUUUCUAUUGCUGCACGAUAAACUCUUCAGUUAUCUAGUGAAGAUGGCAGUUGUCGGAUUUGACGUCGGGUUCCUAAACUGCUAUGUAGCGGUAGCCAGAGCCGGGGGUAUUGAAACUGUCGCUAAUGAAUACAGCGAUAGAUGUACACCAGCAUAUGUUUCUUUUGGACCCCGGAAUCGAUCAAUUGGUGCAGCUGCAAAAAGCCAGGUCAUCACAAACUUCAAGAACACAGUCCAAGGGUUCAAGAGGUUUCAUGGCAGGGCGUUUUCAGACCCUUUUGUGCAGCGCCUCAAAAACAGCAUGGUCUAUGAUGUUGCACAAAUGCCUACAGGAACAGCAGGGAUUAAGGUGAUGUACAUGGAGGAGGAGAAGGUGUUCAGCAUUGAACAGGUCACCGCCAUGCUGCUGACUAAGCUGAAAGAGACCGCAGAGAAUGCUCUGAAGAAGCCUGUGGCUGACUGUGUAAUAUCUGUUCCCUGUUACUACACUGAUGCUGAGAGGAGAUCAGUAGUAGAUGCUGCUCAGAUUGCUGGACUUAACUGCCUGAGGCUCAUGAAUGAGACAACUGCAGUUGCACUGGCAUAUGGGAUCUAUAAACAGGAUCUGCCAGCUCCUGAGGAGAAGGCCAGGAAUGUGGUGUUUGUGGACCUGGGCCAUUCUGGAUACCAGACAUCAGUGUGUGCCUUUAACAAAGGCAAACUCAAGGUCCUUGCUACAGCUUGUGACCCAGAGUUGGGAGGAAAGGACUUUGAUGAGGCAGUGGUCAAUUAUUUCUGUGAGGAAUUUGGCAAAAAGUACAAACUUGAUGUGAAGUCGAAGCCCAGGGCUCUGGUCAGGCUCUACCAGGAGUGUGAGAAACUGAAAAAACUUAUGAGCGCCAACUCUUCAGACCUGCCACUUAACAUUGAGUGUUUCAUGAAUGACGUUGACGUCUCUGGAAAAAUGAACAGGGGCCAGUUUGAAGAAAUGUGUGCUGGCGUUUUGGCCCGAGUAGAGCCCCCGCUGCAGCGUCUGCUGGAACUUACCAAACUGAAAAAGGAUGACAUCUAUGCAGUUGAAAUAGUGGGUGGAGCUUCCAGGAUCCCAGCUGUCAAAGAGAGAAUCAGCAAAUUCUUUGGGAAGGAGAUAAGUACCACACUGAAUGCUGAUGAAGCUGUGGCCAGAGGAUGUGCUCUGCAGUGUGCAAUACUGUCCCCUGCCUUCAAAGUGCGUGAAUUCUCCAUCACAGACGUGGUUCCUUAUCCCAUCUCCUUGACGUGGCAUUCUGCUGCAGAGGAAGGGGCCAGUGAUUGCGAGGUGUUUCCUAAAAACCAUGCAGCACCUUUUUCCAAAGUGUUGACCUUCUACCGGAAAGAGCCUUUCUCUUUGGAGGCCUACUACAAUUUCCCUAAUGAGCUGCCCUAUCCUGACACCACCAUUGGUCGGUUUUUGAUCCAGAAAGUUGUCCCACAGGCAACUGGGGAGAGCUCCAAGGUGAAAGUCAAGGUGCGGGUGAAUAUUCAUGGUAUCUUCAGUGUGUCCAGUGCCUCCCUGGUUGAAGUGCAGAAGUCUGACGAGACAGAGGAACCUAUGGAAACUGAACAGGCCGGUGACAAAGACGGAGAGGUACCUCCGCCAAAUGAUGUCUCCCAGAGCACGAUGCAGACUGAUCAGGAUGAGCCGCAUGAGCAGGGAGACUGUCAGAAAGAAACAGAAGAGAAGACGCCACGUGAGAAUGAAGAGAUGGAGACAACAACAGAGGAAAACAAAGGCGAGAAGAAGUCCGACCAACCCCCACAAGCCAAAAAGGCCAAAGUUAAAACAAAAGUGCUGGAUCUCCCAAUUGAAAACAGUCCACAGUGGCAGCUAGCAGAUGACAUGCUCAAUCUUUUUGUAGAGAAUGAGGGUAAGAUGAUCAUGCAGGACAGGCUGGAGAAGGAGAGGAAUGAUGCAAAGAAUAAUGUAGAAGAGUAUGUGUAUGACAUGAGGGACAAACUUCAUGGGAUGCUGGAGAAGUUUGUCAGCGAAUCUGACCGUGAUGCUUUCACAUUAAAGCUGGAGGACACUGAAACCUGGCUGUAUGAAGAUGGAGAGGACCAACCCAAACAGGUGUACAUUGACAAACUGGCAGAGUUGAAGAAACUGGGCCAGCCCAUUCAGGAGAGGUAUACAGAGGCUGAAGAGAGACCUAAAGCUUUUGACGAAAUGGGGAAACAAAUCCAGCAGUACAUGAAAUUUAUUGAAGCAUACAAAAUGAAGGAUGAGCAGUAUGACCAUUUAGAUGAGGCAGAUGUCAUGAAAGUGGACAAAAUGGCCACUGAGACAAUGAUGUGGAUGAACAGUGCCAUGAACCAGCAGAGCAAACAGAGCUUGAUGGUGGAUCCCUCUGUCAAAGUCAAAGACAUUAAAGCGAAGACAAGGGAACUGUUCUCCUCUUGUAACCCCAUUGUGACCAAGCCCAAACCCAAGGUUGAGCUACCCAAGGAGGACACGCCUGCAGAGCAGAACGGCCCUGUCAACGCACAGGAGAAAGCCCAGGAAGAAACCGCAGACAAGGGAACAACCGAGGACACAGGCAACCCCACCUCAGACACUACAGAAAACAAGCCUGACAUGGACCUUGAUUAAAGCAGCAUUAACAGCUCCGUAAGCAAAUCUGAACAGGAGCUGGUUGCUUCAGACCUAGAUGCAGCCCAGGUGUACGUACUAUAUAGGUGAAGUGUUUCAGGAACUGCCCUCCACAAUCAGAAACGGGCAGGGUGAUUAGCACACUGAACCCAGUUCCUGGUGGUACUUCUGUCUGAUGACAUAAGCAGGCCCUCUCUUUUUCUGGAUGACAUAAAUCAAAAGCCAGCUGCAAUAAGCCUGUUUGAAAAUGAGCACUGUACACAUGGUGGUAUUUAUUUCUAUUGUGUGCUCUGUAAGUGUUCUGGUCUGUGUCACAAUGUGGUUUUAAUAAAGUUAAUGAGAAUCA
This is a messenger RNA of Monopterus albus (swamp eel), 3185 nucleotides long. It is a transcript of the gene hspa4b, whose product is annotated as heat shock protein 4b. The record is from RefSeq and is a predicted model, not a curated record. NCBI's taxonomy places the organism in Eukaryota, Metazoa, Chordata, Actinopteri, Synbranchiformes, Synbranchidae. Gene Ontology annotation, biological process: protein folding. The coding region runs from base 275 to 2839 and encodes 854 amino acids. Gene Ontology annotation, cellular component: nucleus; cytosol. The transcript has 19 exons. Gene Ontology annotation, molecular function: ATP binding; ATP-dependent protein folding chaperone.